AAAUUGUUAAACAGCGCGCACAAGAAUUCGUACGACACCAAGAACCUGUUUGAUCAUCGCACGAUUAUGUCAUAUGUCAUACAUUUAAUUCUCAUCCUCAAAAUCCUUGGCACAAAUUCGUUAGAGAAUGCACGUGGGCUCUCGAAAGACAGCACGUUAAUGAAUUUCUAAUGUAGGUCGAUCGAGGUAAAGAUAAGUCAGGAGCAGAGGUACCGCUUGUUUUGAUUGAGAGGCGAAGUUCAUUGACUUUUGAGCGAAUACGGAUUGAUAAGAUUAAGAAUCAUAAUAUGUAUGAUAAAGUGAAAUAUUGGCGAGACUCGCGAUAUAAAAAGCCGAUGCAGUUCCAUGCAGAGCAUUCUGCGAGCAGCGUUCUGUCACCGUACCAAUCAGCUUAGAUGGCCCCCGCCCAGGAAGAACUCCGCGACAACGGAGUUGUGACGGUGGACGAUGUAUGGCAGGGCAGAACCCCCCCUCCGGAGUGGCUGGACGUCGCCUUCGUACAAAGAGUUCUGACCCAGCGAAGCGCUAACUGUGAGACCGAGCCGUUCGUCGAACACAUUGAGGUGCGGUACGCGACGGCGGAGGGCGACAACUACUGCAGCCAGCUGUUCCGCGUGCGCGCGCGGGUGCGCGGGGGCGUGGGUGCGGGUGUGGGCGUUGGCGCGGGCGGGCCGCGCUGCGUGCUGGUCAAGUGCCUGCCGCCCGGCGACGCCUUCCGCCGCCUGGUGGAGGCGCAGGGCUUCUUCCGCACGGAGGCGCAC
Messenger RNA from Gryllus bimaculatus (two-spotted cricket), 761 nucleotides. Lineage: Eukaryota; Metazoa; Arthropoda; Insecta; Orthoptera; Gryllidae. The record is from the annotation of a GenBank genome assembly.